Messenger RNA from Aspergillus pseudotamarii, 846 nucleotides. RefSeq names its product oxidoreductase, short-chain dehydrogenase/reductase family. The record is from RefSeq and is a predicted model, not a curated record. NCBI's taxonomy places the organism in Eukaryota, Fungi, Ascomycota, Eurotiomycetes, Eurotiales, Aspergillaceae. The transcript is spliced from 6 exons. Bases 1 to 846 code for a protein of 281 amino acids.
AUGCAAGUCUACACAGAAAGAGCCGCCCGCGGCACUGAUCACGGUUUCAAACAGGUAGGUCAUCAAAUACCCGUUCAACAUCAGAAGAAGCCUGGGCUACAAGAAGAGCUGGAGUAUCCAAAGCCGGUUUCAACCCACAUACCGACCGAGGAAGGCGAUUAUACGUCAGCUAUCAUCACAGGUGGUGACUCUGGAAUUGGCCGUGCCAUUGCUAUAUUGUUUGCAAUGGAAGGAGCAUCUAGCUUGAUUGUCUACUUGCCAGAAGAGGAAAAAGACGCACAAGAGACAAAGAGAAGGGUCCGGGGCACAGGACAUGACUGUCACUGCUUGACUGUGGAUGUUCGUAAGAAGGAGAGUUGUCGAGAAGUGGUUGAUACCGCCAUGCAAUGUAUGGGUGGCAUAGACAUUUUGGUGAAUAAUGCGGGAUUCCAGAACAUGAUUGGGGAUAUUAGUGGCCUUGAAGUGGAUCAGUGGGAGCGCACAUUUGACACUAACAUCCAUCCAUUCUUCUACCUUUCCAAGUACGCGCUUCUGCACAUGAGAAGUGGUUCAACUAUAAUAAAUUCAACCAAGGGUGCAAUCGUUGCGUUCACCAGGGCCUUGUCUAACCAACAAGUUGGAAGAGGUAUACGGGUGAAUUGUGUUUGUCCUGGCCCAAUCUGGACACUUCUGAUCCCAUCAACUAUGAAUAGUGCUGCAAUGGAUGAAUUCAGCAGUGUGCCAAUAGGCCGUCCAGGGCAACUGAGUGAAGUGGCUACUUGUUUUGUCUUCCUAGCAAGCCAAGACAGCAGCUAUAUCUCGGGGCAAUCCUUGCAUCCCAAUGGAGGUGUUGUUGUUAAUGGGUAG